Trichechus manatus latirostris (Florida manatee) is the source of this 1665-nucleotide messenger RNA. RefSeq names its product mitochondrial ribosomal protein L9 (gene MRPL9). The transcript has 7 exons. Gene Ontology annotation, molecular function: structural constituent of ribosome. NCBI's taxonomy places the organism in Eukaryota, Metazoa, Chordata, Mammalia, Sirenia, Trichechidae. Bases 1 to 783 code for a protein of 260 amino acids. Gene Ontology annotation, biological process: translation. Gene Ontology annotation, cellular component: ribosome; mitochondrion. The record is from RefSeq and is a predicted model, not a curated record.
AUGGCGGCCGCCGCGCUCGCGUCCCCGGGCCGGGCGCUGCUGCGAGGAGGAGUCUGGGCGCUGUUCCGGCUGCGACCUGGAGCAGGCACCCCGGUCCCGGAGCGCGACUUCAGCCUCUCGCACAGCCGGGGCACCGUCAUCGUGGAGCGCUGGUGGAAGGUGCCGCUGGCCGGGGAGGGCAGGAAGCCGCGUCUGCACCGGCGACACCGCGUCUACAAGCUGGUGGAGGACACGAAGCACCGGCCCAAAGACAGCCUGGAGCUCAUCCUCACGCAGUCCGUGGAGGAACUUGGAGUCCGGGGCGACCUGGUCUCAGUAAAGAAAUCCGUGGGCCGUAACCGACUCCUUCCUCAAGGACUGGCUGUGUAUGCAUCCCCUGAAAACAAGAAGCUGUUUGAAGAGGAGAAAUUGCUGAGACAAGAAGGAAAACUAGAGAAGAUUCAGACCAAGGCGGGUGAGGUGACGGUGAAAUUUCUGAGAAGCUGUCACCUGGAAGUGGGAAUGAAGAACAACAUCCAAUGGGAGCUAAACCCUGAAAUAGUUGCCCGCCACUUCUUCAAGAAUCUUGGUGUUGUGGUCGCCCCCCACGCAGUAAAGUUACCGGAAGAGCCCAUCACACGAUGGGGCGAGUACUGGUGUGAGGUGACGGUAAAUGGGCUUGACACUGUGAGGGUGCCUAUGUCUGUGGUAAACUUCGAAAAGCCCAAGACCAAAAGAUACAAGUACUGGUUAGCCCAGCAGGCUGCCAAGGAAAUGGCCUCCAGAAGCUCCCAGACGCUCUGACCUGCCCUCCCUGCACGGCAGCCAGGUGUCUUCAAGACCCUGAUGUUCUGCAGCAUAGACUCAGAGGAGCCGUGGGACAAAGAUCGGCCAACACCUGCUCUCACGCCCAGCUCUGCCCAAAUACGCAAUUUUAGAGCACAUAUGGGGACGUCAGAUAAACUGCACAUACAUGUUGAAUUCUCCACAUUUGCCAUCCCCACCUUGGAUUGUUUUCCCAGUCUCCUUUAUUGGGACAGUCCUGCUCGAGAAGCACCAACCUGUAAGUUGGAUAAGCCAGACAUUAAUGGACUGAAGCAGUCCAGAUCGAUCUGUCCAGCCCCUCCCUCCGGUGGAGCACGUGGGAACGAACAGAGCUAGCCACUGUCUCGAGUACUUGGCUCGUUCUUAUCACCCAAACCAAACUUUUUUGUUUUCUGAACACAAAUAAAGGGUUGUGUUUGUUCUUUAUAGGUGUCAGUUACUGGACUUGAGUAUGAGACUAGACUGGGGUUGGGACAUCCACUGAGCUUUGCUGCCACAAAGGGAGGAGGAAGAGUGUACGUUAGCAGGCUCUGCCCCCCAGUAGCUAGGGGCUAAUUACCCCUAACAAGCUGAUACGGCUGUGGUCUUAGAAUUGAUUGUCGCUAGGUGUACUGAUAAAGUUAUAAGUAAACACAGUGACUGCUUCUCUAAGGAGAUCUGAAUGGAGCCUAAGGGUAAAUGAAGCUGGGAGUGAAGCCUAAAAAGGGAAUUUGUUUCUUUACCUAGCUCCUGAAAUUCUGAAAAGAAGAUACCUUGGUGGUUCCUAGACCAAGUUUAAGAUAUGAGGCUAGUCAUUGGGUAAAUCGGGACGAGGUGUCUUGGUGGGAGAUGAAGAAAGAUAAUUCUGAAUAAGUUCAGGUC